This is a messenger RNA of Melanotaenia boesemani (Boeseman's rainbowfish), 1691 nucleotides long. RefSeq names its product carbonic anhydrase (gene cahz). The transcript is spliced from 7 exons. The record is from RefSeq and is a predicted model, not a curated record. Gene Ontology annotation, molecular function: carbonate dehydratase activity; zinc ion binding. Gene Ontology annotation, biological process: carbon dioxide transport. Bases 211 to 993 code for a protein of 260 amino acids. NCBI's taxonomy places the organism in Eukaryota, Metazoa, Chordata, Actinopteri, Atheriniformes, Melanotaeniidae. Gene Ontology annotation, cellular component: cytoplasm.
ACAUAAAACGACGCAUUGAGGUGAGGAGGAGGAGGGGAGAGAAAGAUGCCACCGCCGUCUGUUGGGAAGGCUGGAUCGAAACCAUCAGUGAGACUAUAUAAAGGUCUGAACGGACGACCCUCACCAGACCGUCAUCAGAUGCGCGUGCAUCAUCCGUCUUGGAUUAGUCAGUGUUUUCUGUGAGCAGGGACGCAAACAGCGGGAGCAGCCAUGUCUCAUGGAUGGGGAUAUGGACCGGAUAACGGACCUGACAAGUGGGCAGAAAAUUACCCUGUGGCUAAUGGGCCCAGACAGUCUCCCAUCAACAUCGUCCCCAAAGAGGCCCAGUAUGACCCGUCACUGAAAGCGCUGAAGUUCAAGUACGACCCGUCCAACGCCAAAGGCAUCCUCAACAACGGCCACUCCUUCCAGGUGGACUUUGUGGACGACACCGACAGCUCCACCCUGACUGGAGGUCCCAUUUCUGGAACGUACCGUCUGAGGCAGUUUCAUUUCCACUGGGGAGGCGGUGACGACAGAGGCUCUGAGCACACCGUCAAUGGCAUCAAGUUCCCGUGUGAGCUUCACCUGGUGCACUGGAACACCAAAUAUCCCAGCUUUGGAGAGGCUGCUGAUAAGCCUGAUGGGCUCGCUGUGGUCGGGGUCUUCCUCAAGAUCGGUGCUGCGAACCCCCGACUUCAGAAAGUUCUGGAUGCCCUGGAUGCCAUUAAGACUAAGGGAAAGCAGACCACUUUUGCUAACUUUGAUUCCAAGACUCUUCUUCCUGGCUGUCUGGAUUAUUGGACCUAUGAGGGUUCCUUGACCACCCCACCCCUCCUGGAGAGUGUCACCUGGAUUGUUCUGAAGGAGCCAAUAAGCGUCAGCCCUGCACAGAUGGCCAAGUUUCGAAGUCUCCUCUUCACCGGAGAAGAAGAGACUCCAUGCUGCAUGGUGGACAACUACCGGCCUGCUCAGCUCCUCAAAGGUCGUCAGGUCCGUGCGUCCUUCAAAUAAACCACCUUCGUCUUCUCAGCUUCAUCAUCCGUUGACUGACCACUUCCUGUGUUGAACAUUGUUAUCCACAGUCUUCUUCUUUUUUGUUGUCUAAUUUUAGCCUUGUUAGAGAGCAGCUACUAACAUUUUUCUUCUUUUUUUUUGGGCUUGGUUUUCUAAUCUGUGCUCAUUGUCACCUAAAUCUUUCCUAAAUCCAACCUUUUAACAGAGAGAAUUAGCAGAGAGAAAAUUAGUUUAGACCCAGUACUUGUCUACGCAACACUGGGAGCCACAGAUGCUCUUAAAGAACUUUGCUAAAACCCCUGAUCGUUUGUAGGUUUGUCUGUUGGUAAAACCCCAUAAAUCUUUUCUCUGUUUUUAUUCCCUCCAUUUUGGAUGUAAAUGUGUUGAAGCCAACAUGGAUUCAUGCAGCAGUGUUUAUCAGCGUCUGUGGAUUUUUAAAGUAAAACCAGAGCAGCUCAUCACCUCAGUGCAUUAAAGGCAGAACUACAGAGCACAACUAAUCCUUGUCUUUAUUACUAGGAUUAGGAUUUAUUAUUCAGUAGAACUAAAGACCAGAGCUUCUUAACUUUCUAGUUUUUAUGAGAAAUGUAAAUCUUUCAGGGUGUGAAACAAAUGAAGCCGUCUCUCAUCCCUGCUGUGAUGCUACAUUAUUGACGUCAAUGGAAAAAAAUGUGUUAAUAAAAUCUCUUAUCUUA